AGCACGUUUCAAACACUAUAAAAACUUCAAAAUCCCACAACGAAACAAACUACACUUCAAAGUUAAAAUAACUCUGCGCGCUUCUUUCCCAGUACCCGGUCAGCUGCACCAUGAACGACAGCAAAAACAAUCAAAACGACACAACACAAUCACUAGAUUUCGAAAACUUGAAAGUCAUAUCCCCCGUGGGACGCGGCGCCAAGGGCGUCGUAUUCCUCGCAAAAACAGGUAACCGGUCAUCAGACGAGUGCGUAGCUCUGAAAGUAAUAUCAAAAGCUCUGAUGGAUCAGAAAAAAUCAAAGAACGAUGUGCUACGUCGUUUUGAUCACACGCUUUUGCCACGGUUACGAGGAGUUUUUGAAACCGAGAAUACCGUUGGAUUCGCCAUUGAUUAUUGCCACGGUGGCAACCUCCAUUCUCUCAGGAAGAAACAAACUGAGAAAAUGUUCUCCAGUGAUAUCAUUAGGUUUUACGCUGCUGAAUUGGUUCUUGCAUUGGAGUAUCUUCACGAUUUAGGAAUAGUGUAUCGAGAUUUGAAACCAGAUAACGUGAUGAUUCAAGAAAACGGUCACAUAAUGCUCGUGGAUUUUGAUCUCUCCACAAAGCUGAAUCCUAGAUCGAUUCAAUUACUGAGUCAUGACUCGUCCAAGAGAUCUAAAUCGGCGAAUGAGAAACGCGUGAAAAAGCGAUUGUUCUCGCGAUUCUACCGUUGUAACUCGGGGAUCUCACCGUGUGACUUGGAUUUUGAUUCGCAACCUAGCGUCAACUCGGUACGGCGGAACGAAUCGGAAUCGGUUGAAAAAUCGAAAUCGUUCGUUGGAACGGAAGAAUACGUGGCACCUGAAAUUGUGUGCGGAAAAGGUCACAGUUACGGAGUUGAUUGGUGGUCACUCGGUGUCGUUUUGUAUGAGAUGCUGUAUGGAACGACGCCGUUUAAGGGGACGAAUAGGAAAGAAACGUUUUACAGGAUUUUGUCUAAGGAACCGGAGCUAACGGGGGAGAAAACGGCGUUAAGAGAUUUGAUUAGGAAAUUGUUGGAAAAGGAUCCUGACCGUCGGAUUCAGGUGGAUGAAAUCAAGGGUCAUGAUUUCUUUAAAGGGGUUAAGUGGGAUAUGGUGUUGCAAAUGACAAGACCACCUUAUAUCCCUCCUCCGAUUGAAAUUGAGAACACAGUGGGGUUAAGCAAAACCUAUGUGGAGUCAUUUGUUCAUGAGGUGUUUUUUCCACAGUGUGAUGAUAAUAAUGAAGAGAAAAAAAAUACAAUUGGAGAAAAAUCAGAAAAUAAGGAUAAUGGUGAGGAAAAGAGAGUGUGGGUUGAUAAAUUGAGUAAUAGCCUCAAUGAAAAUGAUGAUUUUUUUAUUUUUUGACAAGAUAUUUAUUUUUUUAUCACUAUAUAUAUUUAUUUAUAUUGGAGGAGAACACUAGGCAUAAUUAAGGUACACCAUGUAACUAGGCAUAUCUAACUGUUGGUAGACCAUUAACUGCACUAACAUAUAUUUAAAGGUAGACAAUUGCCAAGAUUUAUAGUAAUUCUUUUUUUUAUUAUUUU
Molecule: messenger RNA, 1549 nt
Organism: Cicer arietinum (chickpea)
Lineage: Eukaryota; Viridiplantae; Streptophyta; Magnoliopsida; Fabales; Fabaceae
Product: serine/threonine-protein kinase OXI1-like
Biological process (GO): protein phosphorylation
Molecular function (GO): ATP binding; protein kinase activity
Source: RefSeq, a predicted model, not a curated record